UCAGGUAACUGUUUUGAAAAAAGCGGAAGGGGCGUUCUCGGCGGCAUAUGGAAAAAAAGUGUGUAGGUUUUUUUUGGUAACGCGUGAGAAAAGACUGUCGUUGCUGCCUGUUUGAUGGAGCUUUUUAAUGCAAAGUUUGUGUCUCAUAAAAUUAGCCGGACACGAUGGAGCCCGGUAUCCUCCACAUCGCUACAGUCACCCGAGAUUUUCGCUACGGGAUCGUGGGAUAACGAGCACAACAAAAUUUCAAUUUGGUCAAUUAAAACGAAUGUAGGAGAUGAUCAUUUUGAAGGUGAUCCUCAAUUGCUUUGUGAAUACAAACACGAUGGAGAUGUUAUGGAUCUUCAGUUUUUAGAUCAAGAAAAAUUUGCUGUGGCUUCAUCUACUGGGUCGUUGACCAUCUAUCGUUUUCAGCCAAGCAGUCAGAAGAUUACUGUAGUCCAUCAAUGGGACCGUACACAUUACUAUUCCUAUGGCAACGCACCAUGCACUAGUGUUGCCUGCCGUUCUCCAGAAAUCGUAACAGUGGGUGAAGAUGGGCGAAUCAACCUCUUUAGAAUGGACCAUAAAGGCAUUGAACACACUAUAGAUAAUGCUGAUAGCAGUACAAUACACGCUGUGACCUUUUUAAGAACAGAUGAGGUCCUUACAGUCAAUUCCAUUGGUCAGCUAAAAAUGUGGGAUAUCAGGCAAGGAAACAAACCAUCACAGAUUUUGUCCAUAAGUGGAGACAGAGUGCCUCUACAUUGUGUUGACAGACAUCCAAAUCAGCAGCACAUUGUAGCAACAGGUGGCCAGGAAGGAAUGCUGUGCAUAUGGGAUGUUAGGCAAGGAACAGUGCCUUGUUCACUUUUGGAAGCACAUUCUGCUGAAAUGUGGGAGGUCCAUUUUCAUCCAUCAAAUCCAGACCACUUAUUUACCUGCUCAGAAGAUGGCUCUCUCUGGCAUUGGGAUAAUUCUGGUUCUGAUAACCUAUCUCUUCUCCAGAGUGGUAGAAAUGCAUCUUUUAUGUCGAGGAACAUGUCUGCCUCUUCGAGCAUCAACCAGCCCCACAUUAGUUCCUGGUUAAAUACACAUUCAGCUAAGGGACGCCUAGAGACCACUAAUUUACUUUCUGGUCAGAAUAUGUCUGUGAACAGCCUGGAUGUUCUAGGCAAGUGCCUUGUUUGUGGUACUGAUGGGGAAGCCAUAUAUGUCACUAGGCACCUGGGACUUUAAAAGUAAAUAAUGCACAUUCUUGUUUUAUAUUUAAACUAUAUUUUAAGUAAUGUAAUGCAUUUGAAAUGGGCAUAAUAGAAUGUUACUGAAGUAUGCAUACAUAAUUCAUUGCUUAGCACUCUUUUGAUAUUCAGAAUGUACUGUCAAAAUUCCAUCAUUAGUACUAUUUUUGUUUUUGUAUUAAAAUAUUUUUUUCC
This is a messenger RNA of Erpetoichthys calabaricus (reedfish), 1415 nucleotides long. RefSeq names its product nucleoporin 43 (gene nup43). Gene Ontology annotation, molecular function: protein binding. Gene Ontology annotation, cellular component: nuclear pore outer ring. The transcript has 8 exons. Bases 115 to 1218 code for a protein of 367 amino acids. Lineage: Eukaryota; Metazoa; Chordata; Cladistia; Polypteriformes; Polypteridae. The record is from RefSeq and is a predicted model, not a curated record.